This is a messenger RNA of Perognathus longimembris pacificus (Pacific pocket mouse), 2189 nucleotides long. It is a transcript of the gene Tsks, whose product is annotated as testis specific serine kinase substrate. The coding region runs from base 409 to 2166 and encodes 585 amino acids. The record is from RefSeq and is a predicted model, not a curated record. Gene Ontology annotation, molecular function: protein kinase binding. The transcript has 11 exons. Gene Ontology annotation, cellular component: centriole. Lineage: Eukaryota; Metazoa; Chordata; Mammalia; Rodentia; Heteromyidae.
GGAUAGGAAAGUCUUUCUCCAACAUAACCAAACAGAAGCAAGGAUAGUGGCCCUGGGGAGCGGGGUCGCAGGGGAGAGGUGAGACUGGAUGACCCCUCAGUUCCCGUCAGCGAGGGGAAAUUUGGACCUCUCUCCAGAACCAGGGGCUUGGGCCCGUUGUAAGCUCUGGAGGAGAAUGCGGGACUCCAUUCCCGGUAGAACUAGAAUCCAGGACCAGAAGAGUCCAUGUGGGGGAGGGAGGGGGCAAGGGUGCCUGUGGCGGCACCUCUGGGUGUCCCUUGCUACAUCCCCCCCAUCGGGACCCCAUGGUUGGGUCCUUUGUGAGUCAGCCGCGGGGGCCAGGGGGCAGUGAGGGCAGGAGGUCCGAGUAGGUGGUGAGACUCCCCAUGGGAGCAGCCCCCCCACGCCAUGGCGAGCGUGGUCGUGAAGACGAUCUGGCAGUCCAAAGAGAUCCAUGAGGCUGGGGAUCCCCCCGCGGGGGUCGAGAGCCGCUCCCAGCUGGUCCCAGAGGCUCCCGGGGGGGUGACCAGCCAGGCCAAGGGGGUCACGAAGAAAAAGAAGGCCGUGUCGUUCCACGGGGUGGAGCCUCGUAUGUCCCAUGAGCCAAUGCACUGGUGUCUGAACCUUAAAAGGUCCUCAGCCUGCACCAACGUGUCCUUGCUCAACCUGGCCGCCGUAGAGCCCGACUCCUCUGGAACGGACUCAACCACGGAGGACAGUGGCCCACUGGCCCUGCCUGGGCCCCCUGCCUCCCCCACGCCACCCUGGGCUCCAGAUGACCCAGACAUCACAGAACUGCUGAGCGGGGUCAACAGUGGAUUGGUCCGCGCCAAAGACUCAAUCACCAGCUUAAAGGAAAAGACUACCCGGGUUAACCAACACGUGCAAACCCUGCAGAGCGAGUGUUCGGUGCUGAGUGAGAAUCUAGAAAGAAGGCGUCAGGAAGCGGAAGAGUUGGAAGGGUACUGUAGUCAGCUCAAGGGCCUGCGCCCUGAUAUCCUGGCCCAGGAGAACUGCCGGAAGGUGACCCGAUCGGUGGAAGAUGCUGAGAUCAAAACCAAUGUCUUGAAACAGAAUUCUGCUCUCCUGGAGGAGAAGCUUCGUUACCUCCAGCAGCAACUGCAGGACGAGACGCCGAGGAGGCAGGAGGCUGAGAUGCAGGAGCUGGAGCAGAAGCUGGAGGCCGGCCUCUCCCGGCAUGGCCUGUGCCCUUCUGCAGUGAACCAGGGCUGCUCGGGGUCCUCGGCGAACUCUGAGGACGCCCCGCGGCCGCGCUGCCUGGCCUCUGGCACCUGGGGAAUGGGGUCCCGGGCAGGGGAGGGCCCCUACGUCAGCGAGCAGGAGUUGCAAAAGGUCUCCACCGCCCUGGAAGAGCUGAGGAGGGAGGUGUCCUCGCUGACCGCCCGGUGGCAUCAGGAGGAGGGAGCGGUGCAGGAGGCCCUGCGGCUGCUCGGGGGACUGGGCGGCAGACUGGACGGCUUCCUGGGCCAGUGGGAGCGGGCACAGCGCGAGCAGGCGCAGUCCGCGCGGGGCCUGCAGGAGCUGCGAAGUCGAGCUGAUGAGCUGUGCACCAUGGUGGAGCGGUCCGCGGUGUCCGUGGCUUCACUGAGGAGCGAACUAGAGGGGCUGGGCCCAGUGAAACCGAUUCUGGAAGAGCUGGGGCGGCAACUUCAGAACUCUCGAAGGGGACCUGACCACUCCAUAAGCCUGGAUCGGUCCUCCCAAGGCUCCUGUACUCGCUGCGCCAGCCAGGGGCAGCAGUUGUCCACGGAGUCCUUACAGCAGCUACUGGAGCGAGCGCUGACCCCACUAGUAGACGAGGUGAAGCAAAGAGGUCUGGCUCCUGCCUGUCCCAGCUGCCAGAGGCUACACAAGAAGAUUCUGGAGCUGGAGCGCCAGGCCUUGGCCAAACACGUCAGGGCAGAGGCCCUGAGCUCCACACUUCGGCUGGCCCAAGACGAGGCCCUGCGGGCCAAGAACCUGCUGCUGACGGACAAGAUGAAGCCGGAGGAGAAGGUGGCCGCUCUUGACUAUCUACAUUUGAAGAUGUGCUCCCUCCACGAUCAGCUCAGCCACCUGCCACUUGAGGGGUCUACGGGGACAAUGGGGGGAGGUAGUAGUGGAGGGGCUCCCCCAAAACGUGGGGGCCCAGCCCCUGAACAAUAAAUGGCCUCUCAUGCUGGCAUGAA